Molecule: messenger RNA, 2675 nt
Organism: Stylophora pistillata
Lineage: Eukaryota; Metazoa; Cnidaria; Anthozoa; Scleractinia; Pocilloporidae
Source: RefSeq, a predicted model, not a curated record
UUGACACUGCAGACAAACCUUUCAACAAAACAGACCUGAUAGCAGGAAACUUCCAGGCACGUAGGACACACGAGCUACCCAUUCAGAUACUCGCUCCGCGGUCUGAUAUUGACACUGCAGACAGACCUUUCAACAAAACAGACCUGAUAACAGGAAACUUCCAGACAGGCAGAAAGAUGAGUGACAGCGAAAAGGAAGCAGAGAAGUCUCUUAAAGACCUUCGAGCACAAUUGCAAAGCAUGCCAGUCGACAUGCGAAUUUUCUCCAUGUGCAUGAGAGCCCUUUACUCAGACCAGGCUGUUGGCACCGAUACCGAUCCUGCUAGAGAGUUCAGGAAACUCCGCGACGACACCAGAAACGACGCAAUGGUGUACCUAAAAGGUGUCCUCCCCCUUUCAACCAAGUUUGUUGCAUGUAUCAGCGAGUACUUUGAGUAUUAUGAAGCCCUUGAUUACGAAGAAUGGUGUGAGAUGCUAUCUGACAUCCUUGCAGAGACCACUGGCUACAGGGAGCAGUGCGAAAUCCUCCUGCAGAUGCACGAAGACAUCUUGGUGCCGCUCAAAGCUAGAGAAGACCAGGCCCGCGUAAUUGUAAACGAAUUCACAGACCUUCAACAGGAAUUUGAAAAGAAGAAGAAAGAACUGGAAGAAAAUGCAAAAACAAAACGCGCCUGGGCGAUUGGACUUGCAUUUGUGCCAUUUGUAAACGUGGUCGCCACCCCUGCAUUGAAUGCCGCUGCUGAAUCAGAUUUGGCAGAUGCAGUUGCUAAAGGCUGCGAAGCGAAAGUUCAAGAAGCUGCCGCAAUUACAGUCACCAACACCCUGAUCCCUGCCUUGAAGGGCCUCAUAAGUGGUAUCUCUAAAGCAGCUGGUUUCUUCUCCGUAAUGGAACAGGAGCUAAAAAGGUUGGAAAGAAAAGCUGAAAAAAGCAAGAGCGACCCCAAGAGGCUGUACUAUUUAGUUAUGAAGGCACAAGCAAGAGACAUGAAGAGCCUCUGCCAAUGCUUCUACGCGGUUAUACCAGACGUCAGGACCGACUUCCUUGCCAUUCCAACCGCGGGAACAGACCAGAACUACAUCGACAAGUGGCUGGAAAAGCAGAAGGAAACAAUCAAAACAAAAUGCUCAGUUCGAAAGCUAGCGAGCAAGCUGCUUUUAGCCAUCACAGGCCCAGGUGAGAGUGAGUGAGGAGUAGAAAGAGCAAGACAUCUUAAUGGAAGCAAUGUAAUUGUUUUUUUUUUUAAUCAGGUUUUUUAUUCAUUUUUUAUUAGAGUAAGUAUAGUGUUAUAAAGUAGUACAAUCAAUUUUUUAGCUGAAAUUUUCAUGGGCUUUGUAGCAUUACAUGCGAAUGUAGCGUUCAGUUCCAGCUAAAACGUGAAUGAUUUGGCUUCAGGAUUAAGAUAGUUUUUUUUUUUUGAUUUCAUAUUGUUCCUUUGGACGGCAAGAAAAUGCAAAACGCUCCUGAAGAGCUGUUGACCCACUCGUUAAAACUGUAAUUGCCUCUUUCCCGUUCUUAGUGCUGUAGCCGUUAUAUUUUUGCAUCGAUUCCCAUCAGCGACUAGAAGAAGACUACUACUGAGGUUUAGUUGACUGGAAUGAUCUUGUUUUUAACGUUUUGAUGACAACGACAUUCAUGAAAAAUCUGUCUCUAGCACUUACGGCAUUAGGGAGUUUAAGAUCCACCUUUGGCGUGUUAACUGCAAACCUCAAACCGCGGUUAGUGGCUUGAGGCUUUCACCUGGAAAAACAAAAAAGAAAAGAAAAAAAAAAAGGAUGUGCGCCGCCAUCUUGAACAGGAUGGAAAUUCUUCAUUUAAAACACACAAUGUGGCUAAAAAUUUGGAUUUCUAGCGUCCCAAACAGUUUGGCUGAGAAGGAAAAACCCUGCCUCAAAUAUAUUUACAGGAAAUACGUGAGAACUUUCGAACAGGGGAGAGAAAAGCGCUGAGGGAUUUGACCAACCUGAAACUGCCUCGCCAUACGUUCAAACGGCAAAGAUGGCCAUUGGAGUCUGGUCACGUGACUCGUGACUUUCAUACGUAUUUAGAAAUAAACGUGGGUCUUAAAUUCUCUACUAGCUUCGUUGUGGUCGGGAAAACAUGUAAGCCAUCUCACAACUGCUUAGGCUCACUGACUAAUCUGCUAUAAGAAUUCAACUGGUGAUAAAGCUCCUCGAUUGAAGUUUUAUUUCUGAUAAGUUUUUAAUAACUGACAGCUUUGCAAUCGAAUUGAUCUAAUUGGUGGUUAAAUAAAGAAAGGUAUGAAAGGGAGAGGCCCCGAAGCGAAGAUAAUUUAGACUUAGGAACAAAAUCACUGCUAGGGAGGUAAACUUGCGGUUUUAAAGGCGGGUUUCUUUUUUAUUAACGUUAGCAUUGGAAACUCAGCAUUAUGUGUUAAAAAAAUGGUACUGUCAUUAUUACUCUAAACGAGGUUUGUCUGGCUAUCGCCAUAUACUUAGACUUCAGUUCAAAGAAAAGUAGCAUGAAUUAAUUUGGAUGAAAUUUUAAAGGUUUUUCUUAGAAUUUUUUUCUGUAGGAGUUUUACUACUUUUAUCUAAUCAUCAAAGAAAUUCAAGUAACCCAGCAAUAUAGUGUGAAAUGUAAUCAGACCAAGGGUUCGUGCAAAGGCUUGUACCCGAUUAAGCUUCAAAUAAAGACUUCCAAGAUGUUCCACAGAA